Molecule: messenger RNA, 1329 nt
Organism: Kluyveromyces marxianus DMKU3-1042
Lineage: Eukaryota; Fungi; Ascomycota; Saccharomycetes; Saccharomycetales; Saccharomycetaceae
Gene: TYR1
Product: prephenate dehydrogenase (NADP(+))
Exons: 1
Coding region: 1-1329 (442 amino acids)
Biological process (GO): L-tyrosine biosynthetic process
Molecular function (GO): prephenate dehydrogenase (NAD+) activity; prephenate dehydrogenase (NADP+) activity; NADP binding
Source: RefSeq, a predicted model, not a curated record
AUGAUUGCAACUGAGGAACAGAUAUCUCGGUGGAAAGAAGAGAAAAUCAUUGGUAUCAUCGGCUUAGGUGAUAUGGGCUUGUUGUAUGCCAAUAGAUUCUCCAAUGCUGGUUGGAAGGUGGUUUGCUGCGAUAGAGAAGAUUAUUAUGAUGACUUGAAAGUCAAAUAUGCGGGGGAAAGAUUCACAGUUCUCAAGAACGGAACCUUAGUGUCCAGAUGUAGUGAUUAUAUUAUUUAUUCGGUCGAAGCUGAGAACAUUGGAGCUAUCGUAAAAUUAUAUGCGGGAUCUACCAAAGUAGGAGCCAUUGUUGGUGGUCAGACCAGUUGUAAGAAUGCAGAGAUUAAAGCUUUUGAAGAAUAUUUGCCCCCUGAUUGUGAGAUCAUAUCGGUUCAUUCGCUACAUGGUCCAAAGGUUAACACAGAAGGUCAGCCAUUGGUUUUGAUUAACCAUAGAACAAAAAGUCAGGAAUCAUUUGAUUUCGUCGAAUCAUUGAUGUCUUGUUUGAAGAGCAAGCACGUUUAUCUAUCAUAUGAGGAGCAUGACAGAAUAACAGCCGAUACACAGGCAGUGACACAUGCGGCCUUUUUGAGUAUGGGUGUUGCCUGGUACCAAAAGCAAAUAUAUCCAUGGUCGCUGGGUGUAAACAAAUGGCAAGGUAGUUUGGAGAACGUGAAAGUAAAUAUAUCCCUUAGAAUCUACUCCAAUAAAUGGCAUGUAUAUGCUGGGUUGGCUAUUACAAACCCAGCAGCUCAUAAGCAGAUAACUCAAUAUGCAAAAAGUGCUACAGAGCUCUUCACAUUAUUCGUAGAGGGAAAAAAAGAUGAGUUGACUGAAAGACUUUCCGUAGCUAAACAAUUCGUGUUUGGGAAUCAUAACGGCAAGCUACUUCUACAUGAUUUAGCCUUAGAUGGAUACUCUCUAUCGAAACAUAAGAAAGGUGUCGAUGAUGAAAUUAUUCCAAACUCCCACUUGUCUCUUCUGGCUAUCGUAGAUAGUUGGUACCAACUUGGAAUUGACCCGUAUGAUCAUAUGAUAUGCAGUACCCCGCUAUUCAGAAUAUUCCUUGGUGUUAGCGAGUAUCUUUUCCUCAGCGAAGGUCUAUUGGAACAAACUAUCGAGGCAGCUAUUAACGUAACGGAAUUCAGGGCCGAUGAUAUGGAAUUUGUUAUCGCCGCUAGGUCAUGGUCUAAUAUUGUUUCAUUUGGGAACUUUGAUUUAUACAAAAGGCAAUUUGAAGAAGUGCAAAGAUUCUUUACUCCAAUGUUUCCUGAAGCAAAUGCCAUUGGUAAUGAAAUGAUCAAGACGAUACUUCAACAUUCCAAGGAUUAG